Apis mellifera (honey bee) is the source of this 6002-nucleotide messenger RNA. It is a transcript of the gene Dfd, whose product is annotated as homeotic protein deformed. The coding region runs from base 2651 to 4342 and encodes 563 amino acids. Gene Ontology annotation, molecular function: DNA-binding transcription factor activity, RNA polymerase II-specific; RNA polymerase II cis-regulatory region sequence-specific DNA binding. The transcript has 2 exons. Gene Ontology annotation, biological process: regulation of transcription by RNA polymerase II; anterior/posterior pattern specification. NCBI's taxonomy places the organism in Eukaryota, Metazoa, Arthropoda, Insecta, Hymenoptera, Apidae. The record is from RefSeq and is a predicted model, not a curated record. Gene Ontology annotation, cellular component: nucleus.
UCUCUCGCGAUAAUCGUCAUCAUCAUCGGGAGGGGAGGACAAGAGGAAAUAACGAAGGGGGAGUCGUCGUUGACGAACCGCUGGAGGGGUAAAAGGAGAGAGAGAGGGUGUCGUGGCCGGGAAAAGUGAUUGAUCGUGUUUCGCCGGAAGGGAGGAACGAAGAAUAAGAAGAAGAGGAGGAGGAACGAACGUUUCGACCCGCGAAAACGAGAAGACAACGUCCGCGCCGACCCACUUCACCCCUCGUCCCACGUCAUCCGCAAGACCCUUGAGCAACCGUCCGGCAACCCCCAUCGAGGUGCCGUUCCGUUCUCGAGCUCGAGAGUGGCGGCAAGUGGACCGUAAGAAAACUAGGAAUAAGAGGAGGAAAAACUCUGCUCUUCCCUCCCUAUAUAUAAGACAGUCUUUGUAUAAUUCCAACGUUUCUUGCUCGCACCGCGGAUAUAGAUAGCCAGACACAAUGGAAACAAUGAAAGAAACGCAUUUAUUAUACUAAGAAACUCGAGCAACGCGUGUGGAAGUUGGAAAUUUUGGAAAUUUUCCGUUAAUAACAACGAGCGAUGUAAAAACGCGAUUCGAAUAGACCGAAUCUAAUAUACCGAAUCAUAUAUAUAUAUAUAUAUGUCUAUUGUGAAGAGGAGCGAGAAACAGUGUCGCGGCACACCGAGGCAAAACAGAGUGAGUGUGCUCUUUGUGUAAUGACUCGGCGCUUUGCUCCACGCAGCUGAUCGCGGGUAGACGUACUUGACCGAGUGCACCGAGUGCACACUUGUGGAGCACUAAUAUAAACACGGGCGGUGAAAGAACGGCCAUCGCUUUCGACACACGGUCGCUCGCGCAACCGGUAUCCCGAUUGUUAUCGUAGCUACACCCGUCAAUGGCUUCGACUUCGAACCCAUUGAUAGCCCAGUUUAUAUCGUCCGACAAACGUGGAAACAAAUCCGAGAAAUUAUCCUCGAGUCAUCCUACUUUCAACCUCACGAUUCAUAUAUAUAUAUACAUAUAUAUAUAUAUGUAAUAAUACAAGGCUAAACGGUGGACCGGGGCGAGCAUUGACCAAGCUCGCGUAAGAUGGAUUUUCAGGAGGACGGAGGCGGGUUAAGGAGAUCCGUAGGAGUGACUACAUACCCGUUCUACGUACCCCUCGAGUGGUGGCCCCAUAAGGGCACGGGAUCCACGCUCUCCUCUGGCAGAGGGGUUGGUCUCGCGGCCUCGAGGAGUGGGGGGGCUCCGAGAGCCGAGGAGAGGGGAUUCCCCGGCACUACGCGAACGGUUCGAAGCCAGCCGGCCUCGUCCGACCUGGAAGGGAGCCGGGGAACAGAGUUGGCGGAGUUGCCAGACGGGUUUCUGCCGAGGCAGGACGAGCUCGCUUCCCAUGGCUCUUUCUCACGGGGGCUCCGUUAAACCGACGGUGUUCGCCGAUGUUUCUUCUUCUUCUUGCAUUCCCGUCGUCGCGUCCAGUGCGAAUCAGAAUAUUUUCUUCGUUACGAACCGCGUUCGAUACGUAUAAUAAUAACCGCGUCAACGCGUUCAACGAUAUGGCCCCAACGAACGAGGAUCGUCGAGCCGUUUGAACUUCUCUCUCUCUCAACUUUGGAUUAAUAUAUAUAUAUCGUCCUACAAUUCUUCCUCUUCCAUCUCCUCCCGAGUGUGUGUGUGUGUUUUUUCGAGGACCGUGUGUUUUCGGGUGGAUCCGGAUCCCGGAGGAUCCCGAGGGGGAGAGAGGAGAGUGAGAUCGGGGAUUGGGAAGAGUGCGUUCGAUCGGGAGAACUCGGUAAAUGUAAAGAGGAAAGGAAGGAAGGAAGGAAGGAAAGUGCGCGGAAUCGAGAAUUGUUGUUGGUGUCGGGCCGUCGCACGAAGAGAGAGAAGUUGGUGCACCUGCCGCAGUGAUUCCCGUGGCGCCACUCACGUGUUGCAUGCGUGCCGCGCUAUCCAUCAUGGUCGCGGGCUGGGAGCCGCUCUGAUUGGUCGCCGCCGCGGUCACGUGGUAUGGUAAUUGGGCUCCGGUGGGCGGGAAGGAGCGAACGAGGCCGCGGAGCUUGGUGGAAGAUCGCAAAAGUGGCGGAAGGAGAGGAGAGGAUAAGCAGCUGUCCACCGGGAGUCUGCUGCUCUCCGUGGUCUUGCUCUUUUCGCUCGUUUUUCCUUUCCCCCUUGCUCUCUCUCUCUCUCUCCUUCUCUUCCUCUCUCCUUACCUAUCUCUAUCCCUUUCUCUCUCUCCCUUUUCCGCCUUCGCCGCAGACUGACAUCGAAGUGUGUGUGUGUGCGUGCGUGCGUGUGUCGAGUGUAUGUGCGUGUGUGUGUGCUCGCCACCCUUUCCCUUCCGCUCGAAAAAGUCACCCCGACGGAGAGAGGGAUGUCGGCCACAGUGCAGUGCGGUUCUGUUACAGUGUUCCGUUACCGCUUCUCGACUCGAUGAAUAAUAUCGCCGUCGAAAAUGGAACCACCGUGUCCUCCUCUUCUAUGAAUUCGAACUAACUUCUCGAGGAAAGGGGGGGGAUCGCCCGAACUCUUUUCUCCUCGACCGACUCGAGAGAAAGAGAGAGAGAGAGAAAAGUGCGUUACGUUCACGGGACGAAAAAGAAAGAAGAAGAAGAAGAGAAGAAAAAAGAGAGAGUGGUGGAAAAGUAUACGAAAAAAAAAAAAAAUAAAAAUGAGCUCGUUCCUGAUGAAUCCAUCCGCCGGCGGUGGAUAUCAUCACCACCAGCACCAGCAGGCAACGGCCAGCCACCAUUUGGCGGCCACCUCGGUCAUGGUGGACCCAAAGUUCCCACCCAGCGAGGAGUACAGCCAAAGUAAUUACAUACCGUCCACGGGUGCCGACUUCUUCCCUCCCGCGACCGGUGGUGGCCACCACCACCUCAACCACCCGCAAUCCCAUCAAUUGCAGUACGGGUAUCACCAGCAUCACCACCAGGCAGCGUCCACCCCGUACGGCGCCUCGUCGGCCGUCCAGUUGAACGGCGGUUACGCGGGUUACGGCGGCUACUACGGGCCCCAUCAUCCCCAUCACCAGGUGCACGCCGUGCACCACGCGAGUUUGCAUCCGCAUCACCACGCGGUGGGCGCCUUGGCGAUGCCGCCCGAGGCGCAGCAACCGCCCCUCACCUGCCCGACCUCGAUGCAGCAGCAGCAGCAGCAACAGCAGCAGAGUCAGCAACAACCGCCCGUGUCCGCGUCCACGGUGCUUGGAACCACGCCGUUGUCGCCCGGGAUCAUGCAGAGUCACGUGCAGCCGCCGGACACCCUCCAGCAUCACCAGCAGCAACCGAGCCACGAGGCAACCGCCUGCAGCCCGCCUACCGCAUCCGGCCAACUGCAUCGCGACACUUCGCCCGAUCUGCAACAACAAUCGAGCGCAGGCCAGCACGUGCAGGGUGGCCAGCAACAACAGCAGCAGCAGCAACAGAGCCAACAACAGUCGCAGCAGCAGCAGCAGCAACAUCAUCACGUGGAGGAUGGAUCCGAUCAGGACGACGUGGAGGACGAUCAGAUGAUGGACGGGUCGCCUGGGAUGAUGGAGGAGGAGGAGGAGGACGAGGAGAACGGAGACCGUGUGAUUUAUCCGUGGAUGAAGAAGAUUCACGUGGCUGGUGUCGCGAACGGCUCGUACCAGCCCGGGAUGGAGCCGAAACGGCAGAGGACCGCGUACACGAGGCACCAGAUCCUCGAGCUCGAGAAGGAGUUCCAUUACAAUAGGUACCUGACGAGACGGCGGCGUAUCGAGAUCGCUCACACCCUGGUCCUCUCCGAGCGGCAGAUCAAGAUCUGGUUCCAGAACCGUCGGAUGAAGUGGAAGAAGGACAACAAGCUGCCCAACACGAAGAACGUGAGGCGGAAGAACGGGGGCCAGGCGGCGCAGCCGUCCGCCGGCAAGUCGUCCGGCAAGGGGGGGGCCUCGUCGAGCAGGGGGGGGCCGAAACUGGCGGCCGGGAACGGGAACAACAACAGCCAGACCAGGAAGAACAACAACAACAACAACUCGCCGUCGAUGGCCGACCCCGGGGGGAUGGACGCGUCGACCGCGUCCCAACAGCAGCAAUUGGGCAUCUCGGCACCCGACGCCCUGGCACCCGACGUGCACGCCGCUCUCCCGCACACGAGCGUCGUCCACCCGUCGUUCCAGGGCCACCCGCACCCCCUCGCCCACCUCCAGGCCCAGCUGAGCCACCACCACGUGACCGGGAUGAUGGAGGGGCCGCCGGGUGGCGGGCCGCUGGGCCACAUCGCCUCCGGGAGCAUCAGCCCCCUCGCACCCGCGACCAGCCCCUCGGCAACCCUCCAGGUCUCGGCGCCCAUCCACCCGCCCCCGAUCAAGUCCGACUACGGCCUCACGGCCCUGUAACAUCCGCCUCUGUCCGAAGCGAGGGGGCAGGAUAGCUCGAUCGAGAGCCUGGACGUGGCGCGCGCCGUUUGGUAGCCAAGGCUUCGUGAAUAUAUAACGGUGACGAUGAGAAAGAAGGCUUCGUUCGGUUGGUUGGUGAUUGGUAGACGAGAGGAGGGGGGGGAAAAGUAUCUUACGAUCGUUUUCUUCUUCUAUUUUUCAAUUACGUAGAGGUACGUUCCAGACCGAAUGGUUUUCCUCUUCGUAAACCGCUCCGGAUCCGCUCUGGAUGGGGGGGAAGGGGACGGGCGAGCGAUCGUCAUCCGAGCGAGAUGAUCCGAUGUUGCGAGACGAACGAUCGCUUUUUCCCCCGUGGCUGAUUGGCGCGAGUCUCGCGUCGUCGUCGUCGUCGUAUCCAAUCAUCUCGUCUCGUUCACGAGACCGUUGGAGGAGAGUGUUGCGUGCGAGAUAUCUCGGGGAGGGUGGGGCGACGAGUGUUCUCCCGUCGAGCGUGAAGAGAAUUUGGAAGGUUUUGAGGAGAAGGAGAGAGUGUGGAAACGUGUACAUGCGCGACGGAUCUUCUCUUCUCUUUCUUUCUUUUCGUCUGAGAGAAAUGGUGGAAGAUGGUGGGGGAUGCGUCGUUCCGAGGAAAAAAACUGUCGUCCGUGUGUGUCGUUCCGAGGUGUUCGCCAAGGUGUACAUGUAUAUAUACGCAUACACACAUACGCGCGCGCACACACGUUACGUACGCAUGUAUAUAGCCGUGUAAAGAAAGUCGUGUUAUCGCUAUGUGAUUUAAGUGGAUCGUAUUUCGUAUGUACAAUUGCGUAAGUGUGCAAGGUUUUUAGCGUUCUUAAGUAAUUUUUCGAUAGGGAGCCACGAUUUCAAGCGCAAUUUCUACGAUACGUUUUCGUGAAGCGAAACCGUGAAAUGUGAUGUGCCCGCGUGUGAUGAGUGUGAUUCCGCAGGCAAAGAGGGAAAAAAAAGAAAAGAAAUUGGAAGAUAUUGAAUCGUUUCUUCGCGAUCCUCCUGACGCGAAUAAUUUCUAUUUACGCAGAGAGAAGUAGAAAGAAAAGAAAAAAGAAAAAAAAAACCAAAGUUUCUUUUUCGUAUAGUAUAUCGAGCAUAGGGGAAGGGGGGGGAAUAAAAAGAUACUCUUCUAAUAUCUCGUCCCCCCUCCCGAAGAAAAAAACCGUAUAAUCAAACGCGUCUGGAGGGUUCCUCUUUAAUUUGUCCAAUCAUCGUUAGUUUUACCGACAGUUCUCUCUCGGCACCGGCCGAGUUCGAGGCAACGGUUCGUUGUCCCGGCGCAAAGUGGAAACUUCCUGCGCUCGUCAGACACCGCGCGCAGCCAGAAUUUUUUUCCACACGGACUCCUCACUGGCUGUUGUAAAUACGUAGCGACAUAUGGCGUAAAUAUCGUCUAUUUUUAUUCGAAACGAUGAUGAGAUAGAACGACCAAUAAAGAGGAUGAUAUAGAUAUUAACGAAAAGAAAGGAGGAGGGAAGCUGUUGUUGCGAAGGCGAAACGAAGUGUUCGGAGUGAAGCUUCUAAUCGAACGGGACGGGAUUUCAAACGCAUGCACAGAGUCGCUGUGACGAUAUACCAAAACGAUGUUUUAUCGGUUUAAAUAUAGGAUUCGUAGAGGUUAUUAAUUAAAGAAAAAAAAAAAAAAAAAAAA